CGCAGCGUUGUUCGGCCCAGGGCGGUUUCCAAGGACUCCUUCGGAGCCAAGGGUCCAGCAUCUCCUACUGUCCUGCCCACACUCCUGCCUACUGUCCCUGACCAUAGUCAUGCCUCGGGGUCAGAAGAGUAAGCUCCGUGCGCGUGAGAAACGCCGCCAGGCCCGGAGUGAGACCCAGGGUCUUGUGGGUGCUCAGACCACUGCAGAAAAGAUAGAAGAGGCCCCAGCCUCCCCGACUCCUGUUUCUGGGGGUACUCCCCCGGGCUCUCCUACUGCUGGCACUCGCCAGAAGCCUCAGGGAGCCCUUGCCACUAGCUCUCCUGAUGCAGGGGCUUCACGCCCAAGAUCUGCCGUAGGUGCCAAGGGCCAAGUUAAGAAAAGUAAAAAUUCCUCUCAGGCCUCAACCUCCAAUGAGAGCUCUCGCGAAGAUCCUCUAACUGGGAAGGUAGGAAUGUUGAUGCAAUUCCUGCUAGAGAAGUAUAACAUGAAAGAGCCCAUUAUGAAGGCAGACAUGCUGAAGCUUGUCAACAAAAAGUAUAAGGGGCGCUUCCCUGAGAUCCUUAGGAGAGCCGCUGAGCGCCUGGAGCUGGUCUUUGGCCUUGACUUGAAGGAAGUCAAGCCCAGUGGUCACUCCUAUACCCUUGUCAGCAAGCUAGAUCUCACCGAUGAUGGAAGUCUCAGCGGCGGCUGUGGACUUCCUAAAAACGGGCUUCUGAUGCCUCUCCUGGGUAUGAUCUUCUUGAAUGGCAACCGUGCCUCUGAGGAGGAGACCUGGGAAUUCCUGAAUAUUUUGGGCAUCUAUGAUGGGAAGCAGCAUUUAAUCUUUGGGGAGCCCAGGAAGCUUAUCACAGAAGAUUUGGUGAGGGAAAAGUACCUAGUGUAUCGUCAGAUGCGCAACAGUAAUCCUCCUCGCUAUGAGUUCCUGUGGGGCCCAAAAGCCCGCGCUGAAACCAGCAAGAUGAAAGUCCUGGAGUUUUUGGCCAAGGUCAAUGAUACGGUCCCCACUGCCUUCCCAACCCAUUAUGAAGAAGCUUUGAAAGAUGAGGAAGAGAGAGCCCAAGCCAGAGCCGCUGCCAGGGCUCGUGCUGCUGCCAAAGCCGCUGCACGUUCCAAGGUCAAGUCACGUCCAGCCGUUCCUCCCGCCCCUAGUGAGGUCUGA
Molecule: messenger RNA, 1159 nt
Organism: Camelus dromedarius (Arabian camel)
Lineage: Eukaryota; Metazoa; Chordata; Mammalia; Artiodactyla; Camelidae
Gene: MAGEB1
Product: MAGE family member B1
Exons: 2
Coding region: 110-1159 (349 amino acids)
Biological process (GO): negative regulation of transcription by RNA polymerase II
Cellular component (GO): nucleus
Source: RefSeq, a predicted model, not a curated record